GAGUGCUGAGUGUUGCGUUUUGGCGAGUCGGGAGCGGGAUUGCCGCUGUUAUUGACACACACAUUCUCUCAACUCUAUCUCUCAACAACUUGGAACCCGUGUCUCUUAAGUAAACUCUAUUUACUAAUUAUAAAAACCACUUUGAAUUUCUCUUCUUCCUUCUGCAAAAUGGCGUUCGGUUUCGGAUCAUCCAAAGAUGAAUCCAAGGGUUUCAGGUUCCUCUUGCUGCUCGCACUCUUGUACGGCCUCUUGUCCUUGCUUGCCUACUCCGUCCUCUACAUGAAGUUCGUUAAUCCCCUCGGAACCCACGCCCCUCUCGAUCGAUUCUCCGAAGCCAGAGCCAUCCAACACGUUCGGGUCUUGGCGCAUGAGAUCGACGGUCGUCAAGAAGGACGGCCUGGAUUGAAAAAAGCAGCCAACUAUAUUGUAGACCAGUUAGAAUCAAUAAAGGGGCGAGCUAGCUCCAAAUUCAGAUUUGAGAUUGACGAGACUACGGUAAGUGGCUCCUUCAAUAUGCUCUUUUUGGGGUUCAACAUAGCUCUGGGAUACAGAAAUCUUCCUAAUAUUGUUGCGAGGAUUUCAUCUGUAGAUUCGAGAGAUACUGAUCCGUCAAUUUUAGUGAAUGGACAUUUUGAUAGCCCCCUUGGUUCCCCUGGCGCUAGUGAUUGUGGUUCAUGUGUUGCAUCAAUGAUAGAAAUUGCAAGAUUAAUUGUGGACUCUGAUUGGGCUCCCAGCCACCCAGUUAUUUUUCUUUUUAACGGCGCUGAAGAACUUUUCAUGUUGGGUUCACAUGGGUUCAUGAAGACUCAUAAAUGGCGUGACACAAUAGGAGCUUUUAUAAAUGUAGAGGCUUCUGGGACCGGUGGACCUGAUAUGCUUUGCCAAUCUGGACCCAGUUCUUGGCCUUCUAGUAUCUAUGCAGAAGCUGCAAUAUACCCUAUGGCUAACAGUGCUGCUCAGGAUGUUUUUCCUGUUAUCCCUGGGGAUACAGAUUAUCGAAUAUUUUCUGAAGACUAUGGGAAUAUUCCUGGCCUUGACAUUAUCUUUCUCCUUGGUGGUUAUUUUUACCAUACCUCCUAUGAUACAGUAGAGAGGCUAAUACCUGGAAGCAUGCAAGUACGGGGGGAUAAUUUAAUCAGCAUAAUAAAGGCUUUUACUAAUUCUUCCAAGUUACAAAACGCAUACCAAAAUAAUUCAAGUGAAGAUAGUGCUGGCAUAUUCAAUGAUGAGCGGGCGAUUUUCUUUGAUUACCUGUCAUGGUUUAUGAUAUUCUAUUCCAGAAGGGUAGCUAAAGUUCUUCACACUGCUCCCAUCUUCUUCUUCCUUGUUAUGUCCGUUAUCUGUGGUAGUUCGUAUUCUUGGUUAGCAACUUUUUGUGAUUUCAUAAAAGGAUUUCUAUUCCAUGCGCUUGGGAUUAUAUUUGGAAUUGUUGUUCCUGUUGCAUUUUCAUUGUUGAGAUUGUUGUUUUCGUCUCAGACAAUGAAUUGGUUUGGUCAUCCAUACUUGGCUUUCAUGAUGUUUAUCCCUUGCUCCCUUGUUGGUCUUUUAAUUCCAAGAAUUAUCUGGAGACGCUUUCCUCUUUCUCAUGACAUUUCAACUGUCAAGACAUCAAAAGAGGCUCUAUGUGAUGAAGCAAGGUUCUGGGGAGCAUUUGGGUUCUAUGCCGUAUUAACUUUGGUUUAUCUUGUAGCUGGGUUGACUGGAGGUUUUCUGACUUUUUUAAUAUCUGCAUUCAUGCUUCCUGCAUGGGUAUCCUACUGCUUAUCAGUCAAAUCCUUUGGACGCCAAUCACUCAGAUCAACUAUGUUUUACAUAUUACCACUAGUUCCAUGCCUUGCCUAUACUGUUUAUUUUGGCGGCUUUCUUGUCCAGUUUCUAAUAGAGAAGAUGGGCAUGAUGGGUUCUCUUCCUCCUCCAUAUGGGCACUAUGUUCCUGAUGUCAUUGUGUCUGCAUUAGUUGGUGUUGUAACUGGUUGGUCCAUGGGUCCUCUAUUGCCCAUUUGUGGGCAGUGGCUAGCCAGGUCAUCCAUCUUGCAAUUUCUGCUGCAUCUCAGUGUGUCUGCUUUGGCAUUAUCAUCUCAGUUCUUUCCUUAUGCCAUGUCUGCACCGAAGAGGAUUGUUUUUCAGCAUACUUUCCAUACUGAAGGUACAAAUAGGAUUGUGGAAUCCACAUAUGAUUUUGCUGUAACUGAUUCCAAUUCAUUACUUUUCCUUUUCAAAAAUGCACCUGAGUUGGCAAAGGAAUUGAAUGUUCCUUCCGAAUUUUCAUUUGAAUCAGCAUCGCUUUCUAAACGCCAAGAUUGGAUGGCAAUUUUUCCAGUCAGUUUUCUCUUUUCAAAUAGUCUGAAGUUCCCUGCAAAAAGUGAUGAUAUUGUGAAGCAGUAUGAAUUCUUUCCCAUGUUAUCUGUUCAGAAUCAACACUUACAUUCUGAAAAGGGACCAAGGAGAGUCCACUUGGAGCUCUAUUUAGGUUCCCUAGAAGAGGUCUGGGUUGCAGUUCUUAACAUCACUGGCCCUUUAUCCAGUUGGUCAUUUGCUGAUAAUACCCUUCCAGGAACCGAAACUCAUGAUGGUGGUCCACCAUCAUAUAUUUGUAGGCUUAGCGGAUCCAGUGAUAGGAAUUGGACCUUCUGGUUAGAGGCCAACAGUUCUGAACCAUUAAGAGUGAAUCUGGCGGUUUUAGACCAAAAAUUGGUUGAUCCAGCAAAGAGAUUAAAGGGUCUUCUCCCGGACUGGGUGGACGCUGUUACUUAUUCUAGUUUUAUGUCCAGUUAUACCUUUUAACUUUUUGUUAGCAUCCUUUGUAGGGUAUUCUUGUUCUGUGAUUAAUUUUGUACAGGAUAGCCUUAGGAAUUGAUACAAUAAUUUGCGAAUUUAUUUAUUGUCACAAAUCCAUUUCCAGCAUGGGAAUCUGUAGUUUUUGUACAAUGGUGUGUAGUUUCUUAGCAGAAAGUAAUAACAUGAUAUUUACAGGCUUCAGAGCUAAACCAAAAUGUGAUGACAU
This is a messenger RNA of Arachis duranensis, 3004 nucleotides long. RefSeq lists its product as uncharacterized. The coding region runs from base 169 to 2784 and encodes 871 amino acids. Lineage: Eukaryota; Viridiplantae; Streptophyta; Magnoliopsida; Fabales; Fabaceae. The transcript is spliced from 21 exons. The record is from RefSeq and is a predicted model, not a curated record. Gene Ontology annotation, biological process: proteolysis. Gene Ontology annotation, molecular function: metalloexopeptidase activity.